UCAGUCGCUACCCGCAAACGAGAAAACGUGAAAGAAAGCAAACGACAGAAAUGGAGAAUUCCUCCCUAUAAAUAAGCUUUUAGGGCACGUCCAAGCUUCCUACCCCUAGCCCUAUAGUCCAGCUUUGUACCUAUGGAGGAGUCUGUAUUUUCCCCUUAGGUUUUUCAGCAUUUUCUUCAAUUUUUUUCAAGAAAAUUAAUGAAUACAGUUGAUCUAUCUAGGGUUAGGAGGUGGAUCGUUGCAGAGUGGUAAAUUGAUUGAUCGUAACAAUCUAAAGAUUAGGGUUCCUCAUUUUGCCGCCACUGCCUCUACAUAUACCGUUAUACGUUACAUACAAAUGUUUAUUUUCUGAUCUGUAGAAAUUUUAUUGUUUUCUUGAACUCAUUCUCAACCGGUAUACGCAAACAAAAACAUAUUCAGUUUUGAUUCAAGAUUCACCUUUAAAAGGCGAUUAGGCGUGUCGAAUUUGGAUAUUGAAUUUUGGUCCUUGAAUUCUGGAAUUUGGAUCGGGGACUAGGAUCCGUUUGCUGGUUAUUUGGAUAGAAAUUUUGUAAAUUCGAAAAAGAAGCAUUUUUAUUGGGAUAAUAUAAUAUUGGGUCUGUUGAAGAAUGGAUAAGAAGAAGGUUGUAGCUCCAUUAGUUUGCCAUGGUCAUUCUCGGCCGGUUGUUGAUGUGUUCUACAGCCCUGUAACGCCUGAUGGGUUCUUCCUUGUCAGUGCAAGCAAGGAUUCAACACCAAUGUUGAGGAAUGGAGAAACUGGCGAUUGGAUUGGAUCUUUUCAAGGACAUAAAGGUGCUGUGUGGUGUUGCUGCCUGGAUAAACAUGCAAUGUUUGCUGCCUCUGCAUCUGCUGAUUUCUCUGCGAAAAUAUGGGAUGCAUUGACCGGUGACGAGUUGCAUUCAUUUGAGCACAAGCACAUAGUCCGUGCUUGUGCCUUUUCAGAGGAUACCCACCUUCUGCUAACUGGAGGAAUGGAAAAAGUUCUUCGCAUAUAUGAUCUAAAUAGGCCAGAUGCACCUCCCAGGGAAAUCGAAAAGUCUCCUGGUUCUGUGAGAACUCUUGCUUGGCUGCACAGUGAUCAAACAAUCUUAGGUUCCUGUACUGAUAUGGGUGGGGUGAGGUUGUGGGAUGUUCGAACUGGCACUAUUGUUCGAACACUCGAGACCAAAUCCUCUGUAACGAGUGCUGAAGUAAGUCAAGAUGGCCGCUAUAUAACAACUGCAGAUGGGUCGAGUGUUAAGUUUUGGGACGCAAAUCACUUCGGAUUGGUAAAGGGUUACGACAUGCCUUGUGUUGUUGAGUCAGCUUCUUUGGAGCCAAAGUAUGGUAACAAGUUUAUCGCUGGUGGAGAGGACAUGUGGAUUCGUGUUUUUGAUUUUCACACAGGAGCUGAAGUUGGCUGCAACAAGGGACAUCACGGUCCAGUCCAUUGUGUACGUUUUUCGCCAGGUGGCGAAUCAUAUGCUUCGGGAUCUGAAGAUGGAACCAUUAGAAUAUGGCAGACUGGGCCAACAAUUAAUGCCGAGCAAGAAUCUUCGGGUGCUAAUUUAUCUGAAGUUAUUACAAAACAGGUUGAGAAUGUGCACAUCACAAAUGAAGAUAAGUUGGAGGCUUGCUGAAGCUGUAUUUUUUGUGAUCUUCGUUUUUGUGUGUUGUAGCUUUGUUUUUCUUGUUGCCCUGACUCAGCUGCAGAGGGUUGUAAGGGUGGUGGGGUAAAUGUUACUGUGAUAUUUUUAUCUUUUGGAAUAAAGAUAAAAAGCUUAUUUCUUUUUUUUAUAUGGUUUAUUCUUUUUAUUGAUUGAAUGUGCCUUAUUUAAUUUUUUCAUGUGCACUUUCACAAUUUGCUCCCUACUUACUAGACAAG
Messenger RNA from Striga asiatica, 1864 nucleotides. The record is from the annotation of a GenBank genome assembly. NCBI's taxonomy places the organism in Eukaryota, Viridiplantae, Streptophyta, Magnoliopsida, Lamiales, Orobanchaceae.